Messenger RNA from Monopterus albus (swamp eel), 1080 nucleotides. It is a transcript of the gene emp3a, whose product is annotated as epithelial membrane protein 3a (MAM blood group). Gene Ontology annotation, cellular component: plasma membrane. Lineage: Eukaryota; Metazoa; Chordata; Actinopteri; Synbranchiformes; Synbranchidae. The record is from RefSeq and is a predicted model, not a curated record.
UCAAUUUAAUGGAGCUGUGCAGUGUGAAAAGACAAGCAAGAAAAUGGUAAAAAAAAAUCUGUAUGUAAACAUCAUGAAGCUCGGGAACAAGCUGGCGACUAUGUGCGAUGGUGAUAUGUUCAUCAACAAAGUUUUGGAGCUAAACAUUUGUGACGGAAGAAGGCACACAGAAAGAGGGCAUCGGGACACUACAGCUUUCACUCAUCUCCACAUAGCCUUCCUGCUCAUAUCCAUAACUGUGCUACAUCUGGUCACCUUGACCAUGCUUCUCAUCACCACCCUGGAGAAGUCCUGGUGGAUAUGGUCUGAUUCAGAAAUCACAGACCUCUGGUAUAACUGCUUCCACAAUAAUGCCACAACAACCUGGCUGUGUGCUGAUACCAGUGAAAGUGACUGGCUGCAGUCAGUGCAGGCCUCUGUGGUCUUCUCCUCAAUCGCCUUCCUGGUUUUUCUGGGCCAGCUAAUCAACAUGUCCAAAGGAGGACUCUUCUACUUCACAGGCUUCUGCCAGGCCUUUCCAGGUUUCACAGAUUUUGCUGCCUGCCUCAUCUUUACCUUUCACACAAAGGUGAUUUUAAAUGACUCCAGAGAUCUGAGCAAAGGACAUUUUGGUUACUGUUUCAUUCUGGCAUGGCUGUGUGUACCUCUCCUCCUGGUCAGCGGUGUCCUAUAUGUCCACCUGCGCAAGAAGCAGUGAGCCAACAAACGGAAAGGCUGAUUGGGGAACCAUUUAUUAAGAAUGCACUGCUCUUUACUUCAGUCACUUCUCAGUAACAGUAAGCGCACAUGAGGAAAUAAAAUGACUGAGAAUUAUAUAACUUUGUAAAUGGUUUCUGACUCAGCAUCCACCCUAUCAUGCUACAUGGUACAGUAUGUGGGACUCUGUGUCAUCAUGAUGGCAUCCUUUUCUGUGAGAACUGUCACUCAAGAUCAGAUCAAGAAAGUUAAAACUUGUUGAUGCUGUAAGAUACAAAGCUCAUAUCAACCUGUUACAUUAAGAGUUCUGACGUAGGUAAUUAAUGCGUCCCUGGUGCUUACUGUACGAUUAUGAUGAUGGUAGAGAAAUAUGGAGCUCAAAUG